AAGAGUAAGACCGUGUGGAUUGGUCAUAUCAUGAAAGGAGUAGAUAAAGACCAGCUGUCGAAAAUGUUAGAAAAAUACGGAGCAGUAACUUCAAUUGACUUUAUUGUUGCUCGUGGGUGUGCCUAUGUUGUCAUGGAAACUCGUGAGGCUGCAGCUAAAGUAGUAGAUCAACUGAGAGACCCAAAAGUACUGGGGCAGAAAUGCAAAGUUGCUUGGGCCCCAGGACGUGGUGCAAAAGGGAAAGAGUUUGAUCCGAGUUGGGACGUGAACACUGGUAUCAGUAACAUAUCAUGGGACAAUGUGAAGACAAAGUCACAAGUGGAAGCACUGGGUAAUGGAGGCAUGGUCGAUACUAGUACACUCCCACCUCAGCUACGGGAAGAAGAAAUAGCUGAAGUGGAGAUGGAGAGUUGAGAACAUUAAUUUCAAUGUAUAAUAAUAAUAAU
Messenger RNA from Amphimedon queenslandica, 446 nucleotides. Its product is annotated as splicing factor, arginine/serine-rich 15-like. The transcript has 3 exons. Bases 31 to 414 code for a protein of 127 amino acids. Gene Ontology annotation, molecular function: RNA binding. NCBI's taxonomy places the organism in Eukaryota, Metazoa, Porifera, Demospongiae, Haplosclerida, Niphatidae. The record is from RefSeq and is a predicted model, not a curated record. Gene Ontology annotation, cellular component: nucleus.